CAGCAGCGCCACCCGCAGCCGGUGGGGUGCGCUCUUCCAAGUGGCCGCCCAGCUCCCUGCCAGCCUGCGCCUGCGCAGAUCUUUAAUGGUUCUGUCGGGGACACCCCUGGGCACUCCGGAUUAAGAUGGCGGCGGCUGCCAGGCGGGGCUGGGGAGCUGCGGCUGUUGCCGCGGGGCUGCGCAGGCGUAAGGCCCUGAAAGAGGAAGUGACAUGUCCACGAUCACACAGUUUCUAAGUGAUGGAACUCCGAAGAGAAUUAAGACCCCUAGAUGCCCUGCACGCACCACCAUUAAGCCCACUCCGUUCCCUUGCUUUUCUUCCCUGAGCCGUACCUUUGAGUUUCACCUUCCAAAGACUUCUCGGAACAUUGCUAAGAGGACAUUUAUGUUCUGUCACAUGUUGAAGAAUCCAUACACCAUUCAGAAACAGCCUCUGCAUCAAUUUGUACAAAGACCACUUUUCCCACUACCUGCAGCCUUUUGUAACCCAGUAAGAUACAUGUUUAUUCAAACACAAGAUACCCCAAAUCCCAACAGCUUAAAGUUUAUACCAGGAAAACCAGUUCUUGAGACAAGGACCAUGGAUUUUCCCACCCCAGCUGCAGCAUUUCGCUCCCCUCUGGCUAGGCAGUUAUUUAGGAUUGAAGGAGUAAAAAGUGUCUUCUUUGGACCAGAUUUCAUCACUGUCACAAAGGAAAAUGAAGAAUUAGACUGGAAUUUACUGAAACCAGAUAUUUAUGCAACAAUUAUGGACUUCUUUGCAUCUGGCUUACCGCUAGUUACUGAGGAAACACCUUCAGGAGAAGCAGGAUCUGAAGAAGAUGAUGAAGUUGUGGCAAUGAUUAAGGAAUUGUUAGAUACUAGAAUACGGCCAACUGUGCAGGAAGAUGGAGGAGAUGUAAUCUACAAAGGCUUUGAAGAUGGCAUCGUACAGCUGAAACUCCAGGGUUCUUGUACCAGCUGCCCUAGUUCAAUCAUUACUCUGAAAAAUGGAAUUCAGAACAUGCUGCAGUUUUAUAUUCCAGAGGUAGAAGGUGUAGAACAGAGUCUUGCUCUGUUGCCCAGUCUGAAAUGCAGUGAUAUGAUCUCCACUCACUGCAACCUCUGCCUCCUGGGUUCAAGCAAUUCCCAUGCCUCAGCCUCCUGAGUAGGUGGAAUUACAGGUUAUGGAUGAUGAAUCAGAUGAAAAAGAAGCAAACUCACCUUAAAAUAAUCUGGAUUUUCUUUUGGCACAACAGUCAGACUUGUUGAUAAUAUAUACAAGUUUUUAUUACUAAUAUGUGGAGGAACUUGAAGAGUAAUAAAAUAUCUUCAGAGAAUGAUAUAUAAA
Molecule: messenger RNA, 1330 nt
Organism: Callithrix jacchus (white-tufted-ear marmoset)
Lineage: Eukaryota; Metazoa; Chordata; Mammalia; Primates; Cebidae
Gene: NFU1
Product: NFU1 iron-sulfur cluster scaffold
Biological process (GO): iron-sulfur cluster assembly
Cellular component (GO): mitochondrion
Molecular function (GO): iron-sulfur cluster binding; iron ion binding
Source: RefSeq, a predicted model, not a curated record